Hyla sarda is the source of this 8184-nucleotide messenger RNA. It is a transcript of the gene LRRIQ1, whose product is annotated as leucine rich repeats and IQ motif containing 1. Bases 106 to 4545 code for a protein of 1479 amino acids. The record is from RefSeq and is a predicted model, not a curated record. Gene Ontology annotation, molecular function: protein binding. NCBI's taxonomy places the organism in Eukaryota, Metazoa, Chordata, Amphibia, Anura, Hylidae. The transcript has 26 exons.
UUUUGGUGACACUACGGGUUUUGCGCAGCCUCUUCCGUGACGUCAGCACAGGACCGCCCCCUCCCCGCCUCCCUGCCGAGUGAUCACGUGAGUGCAGUCGUGCUGAUGGUAAACAUGGAGAAGGAUAUCGAGCUCGAGCUCAGUAAAUUGUCUUUGCCUGAUAGCGAGUCACCGGCUGAGGACGUAGAGGAAGACUAUGACAGCUUUAUGGUUAUAGAGGAAUUCCCGGAAUCUGUUCUUUCAUUUUUACAAUCUGUUAAACAAAGGAGUGAAAAGGCGGAGAAACUGAUUUUAGAAGACUUGGAUUCUACAGAUACUUGGACAAGUGAUUGUUUUCCAGUAUCAUAUAAACAUCAAGUCACCAAUGAUUCUGAUUAUUUUGUUCAACUGGCAUCUGAAAACCAUGAAGACCCAGAGACAUUUAAGAAGCGGGUUUUGGCUGAAAUAGAAGAAGAUGACAGAAAAGAUCUACUUAGUUGUGAUAACCCUGAAAUAGAAGACGCGGAUGUCAGUAAAGGAGAUGCUGAGCUCGUAAAUAAGUUAGAUGGCGUGGAUGAGGUUCUAAACUUUUGUUACACUGAGGUCGAAGAAAGCUGCAGACAGAAACUGCAGCAGUGGCAAAAAGAACAAGAGAACCAUAAGGAAGUGGAUAGAGCGGCACUCAAUGCUCAAAAAGCUGUUCUUGAGAAAGAAAUCAAAGAACAAGAUGAAAAGCGAGAAAACUGGGAGAGAGAGUUUGAGAAAGAGCUUUCAAAGCUUAGUACCUUUCAGCAAAAACAACAAGAGAAACUUGAAUUAGAUCUAAAAAGAAACUAUGAAGCACUCGAACAGGAUUUACAGUAUCACCAGAAUAAAAUUGAUAACAUUGAAGCAGAUUUGAUAGUUGAAAGAAAAGCCUUUGAAGAACAGAAGGCCAAUGCCCAAAAGCGUUUGGAGGAACUACAACACAAAGCAGCUGUAACGAUUCAGGCAGCAUUCAGAGCACACCAGGUAUACAAAGUGUACGCAUCUAUACUACUGCAGAAAAAAGAAGACCUGAAAAGAAAGAAAGAACUACAGCAAAAAAUGGAAAUAGAAAAGAAAGAGCUAGAGCAGAAAAUUAGGAUGAAACUUGAGGAGAAAAGACAAAAAGAUGAAGAAAAGAAACAAAAUGAAGAAAUUGCAAAAAAGAAAAUAGAAGAAGCCAAAAGGAAAGAGUUUAUAGAACAAGGAAAGAGACAUCAGGAAUAUGAGUGGAAAAAGAAUGAAGAAAAAAUGAGAUUGGAGAAAGCUAAAUUCUUGAAACAACAAGAAACAAGCAAACAAGAAAUGAACAGCCCCAAAUAUCCUUCUAUAAAUGGAAAACCAGCUAAGGAGGAUCAACCAAAAGAUGAGCAGACUAAUGCCCUAAAAAUAGCAGAGGAGAAAGAAGAAAGACAAGAAAAGAACAGUGGGAUCCGACAAGAAAUGGAUGUCGGAUUGCAGGUUCAUACUAGUGAAAAAAAUACUAUUCUGGAAAGUAGAGCUGACCUAGAACCUGCAGAAAUCCGCAGAGCCUCAGAAAUAGAUGAGGAUCGUUCUCUACUGGUGCACAAUAAGAAGAGUAUAGAAAGUCCUUCUCCUGUGUUGACUGCACUGCCAACUGCAUUCACUGAGGGGCACGUUCUUGGUUCACAAUCUGCUGUAAACCACAUCGAAGAAAAAGACAUGAGCCAGAAUGCAGGAAACUCACAAAGUCAAACUUCACGAUAUUCUUCAACCGUAAAUGGUUGGGCUCUGCCAGACCAAUCUGAAGCAAAGAGACUAGCAUGGAUGAAAUCCUGCAAACCUUGGGCCAAGAUUUUAAGGGAGAACCAAAAGGUUGUGGUAAAAAAAGCCAGACAGAGGAAAAGCUCUGCAGCAAAACAGCUGCCUUCCCUUAAAGAAGCCCUCAUCCUGCACAACACUCCAUGGCAGAACUUGCAACAGGUUACUACAGUGACUCUUCAUGACUUGCCAGGCUGCAGUCUUUCAACGUUGUCAAAAUGUGUAAACCUGAAAUUUUUGUCACUGAGACGCUGUCAGUUAAGUGCACUUGAGGGAUUAAGUAACUGCAAAGCCUUGCAGUACCUAGAUGUUCAGGACAAUUGCAUUAGCUUUAUCAACUGUGAGGGCUUGGAGAACCUUGUUGUGUUACUGUUAAAUAAGAACCGCGUCACAUCAAUUAAUGGAAUAGAAGAUUGCAAAAACCUUAUGACUUUGGAACUAUCAUUCAACUCAGUAACUCGAAUUGCUGGACUAGAGUCUCUGAGAAAUCUCCAGUGGCUAGCUUUGGAUCAUAACCAACUGAUAUCUACUAAGGCCCUUGAGACAACACCUCAACUGACCUAUUUGGACUGUUCAUACAAUUAUCUUACCGAACUUGAAGGAAUUCAGAACUGUGGCCUCCUACAGAUCCUAAAGUUACAAGGGAACAAUUUGUCAGAGAUUCCCAGACUGGAUAACCACGUUCUCAUGAGAGAGUUGUAUCUGGAUGACAAUAACUUAACAACUAUGACGGACAUGUCAUCAUAUUGGUUACCUUUAUUGCAGGUUUUCACAGUAUCGCAAAACAGCAUAACUCACCUUGAACCAUUUAACACCUUCAUUUCACUUGAAGAGUUGAACCUAAGUAGCAAUUGCUUAUCAGAUUUAGAGACUGUAACCCUGUGGCUAGAAGGAUGUAUGAAUUUACGAAAACUUUCCAUUAGCAAGAAUCCAUUUCUUCAGGAACAUAAUUGGAGAUUUACUUUACAAAAAACUUUACCUGCAUUGAGAUGUCUGAAUGAUGAGGAAAUAACGUCUGAAGAUACACCGUUCCACAAGUCACCACCAGGAAGCUUCAUGGCAUUUUGUCAACACCAAAUAUCCAAUAUCCAUAAACUCUGGCAUGUAAUUGAUGAGGAGAGGCAAUCCCCAUCGUUAGAAAAACUUGAUAUGUACUGUAACUCACUAAAAGAAAUCUUACAACUCAGUAAUGUAUACAGAUAUGCACAUGAGUAUGGUGACACAGAUGUUGCUGAAAGAGAAGAUCCAGAGAAUCAGCUACACCUUGACAAUAGUCAGCAUAGUAGUCACAUUAUCCUUGGCCCUCAUGAAGAUCAAUGUGAAGACACAAAGCAGAUCACCAUUCAACACGCUAAGUCUUUACUUGAGCAAUCUUUUGUAAAUGCCGAACAAAGUGAUCGAGCAAACAAUAGAGGAAGCAUGAAAUAUCAGUCUAAGCUGUCAGUGACUUCUACAAGGAAAGACAUUAAAGGGCAUUCUAGAGAAGUCUCUGCCGCAGUUCUUAUCCAGUCUCAGUGGAGAGGGUAUAUAGUACGGAGAGAUAUUCAUUAUUAUACCAAGCUUCAUGAGGCCGCUUCUCUUAUACAGUCAGCAUGGCGUUACUACUACAGCAGAAAAAAGUCUUUACAUAAGAAAUGUGCAAAUCCUAAGACCUUUAAGGUCAGAGAACAGGCUGCCACGGUAAUACAGGCAGCUUGGAAAGGAUUCUUCUUACGAAAAAAGUUAGCUGCAGCUUUUGCUGGUAUUGAUAGAGAAGAAUUAGAAGAUGACUUUGAAGAAGUGAAUUUGGAUGAAUUUACAUUUGAUGAAAAUGUUUUUGAAAAAGGCUGGUCAGUAGAUUCUGCCCUUUCCCAUUCUGGAGCACUGCAUAUCUUCAGUAAACCAGAACGACCUAAGAAAACUGUCCUUGAAGAAGACAGAGAAUACUCCUUACCAUGGUCCCCACAGGAAGCCUGGGCAGUUUCUGAAGGUUCUACUCUAGAUAAAAAACAUAGAUAUGAAAAAGACGGUCUUAGUGGCAGGUCGGAGAAACACAAUCUGUCACAUGUGUAUAGCAUGAAGUCCAAUACUGACAUUUCCUUCAAAUCGGAGAAAGAGGAAAAAAUUUCCCAGGAGUGGGGGUUUAAAGAGGUGUCUACUGCACAACUGAUGCUGAAAAGAGCCCAGAAAAUGAAGUCUAAGCAAGCAAAACAUAAAAAAAUGUUGGAUCCAGCUGUGCGCCUGGCGUUGUUCAAAAAUAAUGAAAAUAAACAUUCCCCUGUAAUGCCACCAAAGAAGGCACAGCCAACAAAAAUAGAGUACAUUCAAGGUAAAGAAGAGGAAUUAUGCUAUUUAAAGGAACUUCCAUCUGAAGCAUUGGCAAGAAGCAGAGAACUUACUUAUCAGUGGCUGCAUACACAAUAUGGAAAUAUAAAUACAACCAGCACUGCGAUAUCCAAAUGUAAGGGUUUCUUGCCUGAAUUAAACCAUGAUGUUCUGCAUGGGGGACGUGUCCAGCUUGUGGCUAAAGAACCUUUAAGCAAAGAAGCUGAUGACAUAGACCUUAUGUCUUUGAAAUCUGGAAGUACAUUAUCUCAGAACAGAGAAGAAAAAGUGAAAACGCAAAGAAGUUCUGGGACAUUAUCUAACAGAAAUGUAUGUGUACCAGUGAAAACUAAUACUGGACCUCAACGGAAGGAACGCAUCUCAUUUCGAGACAAUCCAGUUCAACUCAGUGGUGGUUGGGGAGGAGGGAAAAAGAAAGGAAAAGCUGUUAAAUAGUUUCGUUUUUUCUUUUUUGUUUAAGGAUGCAUAGAUGCUCCAUUUAAUAUUUUAUUUAAGAUUCAAAGUAUAUGCUAUUGUACAAAUAGAAAUUUAUAUAGAUGCAUAAAAAACGUGUCUUAUGAAAAUGGCUGCAAUGUUACAUUGUCUAAUAAUUCUGUGUUCUAUGGUAAUACAUGAUAUUCAUAUUCUUUUUUUAAGGGCCUUUGUUGAUUUAUUUUUUUAAUAAUGUAUUAAUAUAUAAGACUACUAUUGUUAUGAGAAAAUGACAGCAUGUGUUUAUUUUAUUUUCGUAUGUUGUGCAUUCCUUUUACAUGUUCAUUGCAUAAUUAUAUUUUCUUUCUAUAUUCUUGUGGAAAUGGUGUAAUACAAGCAGGUACGUCCUGCUGCCAUCCUGUACUCGCCACCACCCCCAUGCUCCAUUCUCGAAUGGCCGCACUGCUGGCCCGGCAGUGCCUCCCAUCAGGGUCCUCUCACUGUCUGCCACGGCUUCAUCUGUCCUUUUGCCACUGCUAUGCUCCCCCAAUUUCCCACUCCCAUAGGUGGUGUGCACCUGCAAAUUUUAAAAGGCCAGUUAUCUGCCACCACCACCAAUCUCUGGCUAACACUUAAGGCGGCUUCACCCAGCAUGAUGUGCCUGAUCAAUAGUGUUGUUCCUUAGUGUCCAUAGCAAAGGUGUGCUGUUCUUAUUCAGCUGUUCUAGGUAUUCUGACCUUUGCCUGUCUCCUAGUUUCUGAUUCUUCCUGAUCCCUAUUGCACCAUACUGACUCUUCUUUUGCUGACCCAGAUUGCUAACCUGAAUCUUUACUACCUUCUGCCUGUAGACCAUUUCACUCUCUUUCUGCCUCAUUUCUAGGUACUGUUUGGAUUCUCCUUUGUAUGACUUGAAUUGCUGACUAUGCUUAUCUGUCAGUCCCACUGGUACAAUCUGGUCCACUGGGCCAGCCACUACCCACACAGAAAAUAUGCUUGAGAAGCAACCUGGUGUCCUCUAGCAGCAGAAGUCCAGAUUCUCCAUCCUGGGGUCAGAUGAAGGGUGAAAACCUAGAGGGUACUUAGACUCAGCUCCUGGACAUGUGGGGAGUUAACACACAUUGUCCAGAAAUGUACUUAAUUGAAUUUAUUGAGAAAAAAAUAUGUUAUUCGGCCAUACAUCCUUAGGAAAUAGUGGGGGGGGGACUUGCAUUGUUAAAAAAAAAAUGCUUUUACAUGCCCCAAUGGAGACACAGUCAGUGACAUCUAUAAAAUGCUGCCUAUGCCUGUAUACCACUGCAAUAGAGACAGCGCAAGCUAUUUCUGUAACUCCCCAAGGUUUUUAUCUGAAGUUUAUUUUCCUCAGCCAGUUAUUUUUUUUUUUUUUUUUAACAAGGCACUGUUGAUCUUCUUUUGGAACAAACCCACAAAAUACCUUCUAGACUAUAGAUAUGUCUAUUUAAAACAAUGUAACAAAAUGGCAUGCUAAUUUCAUACUAAACAAAUAACUAUUGUUCAUUGAAAAGUUUUGUAUUACGUAUGUUUUAUAUUUUCUUCUGAAGAAAAUCUUUCAUAUAUACACAUACAUUUUUCGCUCAUAACAUAUUUAUAUCCAAGAACAUACUGAACUUUUUAGAGGGUGGUUCACCAUUUUUAAAGUUCUACAUUUGGUUGAAUCUAGUGUCUGUUUUCUUAUGAGCAGCUGUUUUGAGCAAUACUCAGAGAUGAGUAAGAUUAUUAUUUAUUGUUAUAGUGCCCUUGGUUCCAGAGCUCUGUACAUAUGAAAGGGUUACAAUACAUGACACAGACACAAGUACAAUUAAUUAAAUGGUAGACUGAUAUAUAAGGAGAGGAUCCUGCCCGCAAGGGCUUACAAUCUACAAGGGGCGGGAGGAACAGUAGGUGAGGGAGAUGGCUGGUCAUCUGUGAGCACUUACCGUGUGUAAGUAGCCCUUCAUAGGGCAAUCUAGUGGCAGCAGGGUAAUUUUAGGUAGUAGGUUGUCCUGAAGAGAUGUGUUUUUCGGUUGCCCUUGAAGGUCUUGAUGGUGGGUAAAAGCCAGAUGUGUCUGGGUAGUAAGUUCCAGUGUAUAGAGAAAUUAUGGCAGAAAUCUUGGAGACAGUUGUGUGAGGUGCAGACGAGGGGAGAGCACAGACGGUGGUCUUACGAGGGUCGGAGAUUGCGCGAGCGAUUGUAUCGGAAGAUCAGGUCAGAGUUGUAUGGAGAGGAUAGGUUAUGGAUGGCUUUGUAUGUCACAGUGAACAUUUUUUAACUGAAUUAGCUUGGCAAUGGGUCACCAGUGAAGAAAAUUGGCAAAAAGGGGGAGACAGAGGAGAACCAAGGGAGCAGUUGGAUUAAUCGGGCAGCAGAGUAUGGAUAGAUUGUAGGGAAGCUAGUGUUUGAUGAAAAGCCACAGAAAAGGAUGUUGCAGUAGUUCAAGCAGGAGAUGAUGAGGGCAUGUACCAAUAGUUUAAUUAAGUCAUAGUUGAGGAAAAAGCUGAUUCGAGAAAUAUUUCUGAGGUGAAGGCAGCAAGAGUUGGUGAGGGUGUGGAUGUGUGGUUUGAAAGACAGAGCAGAAUCGAAGGUUAUCCCAAGGCAGCUGACUCGUGGGACUGGGGAGAAAGUGGAGCCAUUGACUGUGACUGGUAGAUCGGGUGGGUAUGGUUGGAGAGAUGGGGGAAAUACAAUGAAUUCCGUUUACACCAUGUUUUGAGUUUUAGAAAGUGGGAGGAGAAAAAGAAAGAAAUAUCUAUAUGUAAUGAAAUAGGUCUGAAAACAUUAACGUUAUUGUUUUGCCUUUCAUUAUCACAUUUUGAGGAACUAGGAGAAUAGUUGAGGAGACUGCACAAAACUGGUGUAUGUAGUCUUACAAGCAAUGCAGUGCUCCAUCAAAAAAAAAGUAAGUAGCUAAUUUUCAGAAGAAAAAUAACUUGUUCUACAGUGACCCUUUCAGGAGGGGACUUCUCUACAAAUCAAUGUUCACACCAUAAAUAGCCUUAGAUUAGAUGUGCUACUAUCCUAUUCCCAAAUUUAAAGGCGUACUCCGCUACUAGACAUAUUAUCCCCUAUACAAAUGAUAGGGAAUAAGAUGUCUGAUUGCGCGGGACCCACAGCUGCUAGAGUUUAGCCAAGAAUAGUGCUUAGUGAUAUAUUCUGUACUGAGAGUGAAAUUAGAUAUCACAUACUAAGUCUAGGGCAUCAAACAGUGUCUGCAAAACCAUCAGGUGGCACUUGCAUGACAUUAGGCUAUGAGCCAGACUUCCAGCUACAGGUGUUCAAUUGACCUCAUGCUACCGCUCUCAAAGGCUAGCAUGGUGCAAAACAAGAUAGCAAUGGAAGCUGGAAUGGCGCUCUAUCCUCUUCAGUGAUAAGUCUUGCUUUUCUGUUGAAUGCAAUGAUGAAGAUUGGUCUGAAAACCAUGUGGGCAAUGCAAGGGAAUGUUACACUGGUCCUUCUCUUGGGAUUUUGUUUCAAUUUUUUAUCAUUUGCAUAAGAUUACCAUGUCUAUUGAUUCAGUGACUUCCAUAAUUCCAAAACCUUUCUUUCUUGGUGUUGCAAUAUCUAUGUUAAAGGUGUACUCCGGCCCUAAAACAUCUUAUCCCCUAUCAAGUAUGAGCUGCGGCAAAUUUUUCGCCGCAGCGCAAACUCCUAGCAGGGAACUCACUGUA